Molecule: messenger RNA, 993 nt
Organism: Diaporthe citri
Lineage: Eukaryota; Fungi; Ascomycota; Sordariomycetes; Diaporthales; Diaporthaceae
Exons: 2
Coding region: 1-993 (330 amino acids)
Biological process (GO): peptidyl-proline hydroxylation to 4-hydroxy-L-proline
Cellular component (GO): endoplasmic reticulum
Molecular function (GO): L-ascorbic acid binding; iron ion binding; procollagen-proline 4-dioxygenase activity
Source: RefSeq, a predicted model, not a curated record
AUGUUUGACUUCCUCAAAGAAAAAGUAUACAACAGGUCGGACCCUCGGUCCGACAAUGCCAGAUCCCAUGGCAUACCCGAGGGCGAACCAGUCAGGAUGCACUAUGCAUCGCGCGACGUCGCCGUCCCGGAAGAUUUCCUCUCCCUCACGGCCCCUCCCCCGGACGCCCAGCCCGUGACCAUAUCGCCAGUCGACUGGGCCUCGAGCCCGCUCCCGGAGUACAACGGCCUGUUCGCCGUGGUGCUGGAAAACGUGCUCUCGCCGAGCGAGUGCCAGACCCUGAUCGACCUCGCCGAGUCGAGCGUCGACGUGUCCCGGAUGAACUCGACGGGCGACCACAACCCGUGGAAGCCGGCCAUGGUCAACGCCGGGUCCGGGUUUGAGGUGCUCGACAGCGGGUACCGCAACUCAGACCGUAUCGUCUGGGACCAGCAGGAGGUCGUCGACCGGAUCUGGCGGCGGUGCCUGCAGGGUGAGGCGGCCGAGGCGCUGAGGAAGAGGCUGGACGUGAUAGAUGGCGACGAGCAGCUCGGGGCCUUCAGGAGAAGGGGCCCCAAGUGGACCGUGGAGAAGCAGAGGUGGGAGUUUAGGCGGCUGAACCAGAGGAUGCGGUUUUUGAAGUAUGGUGCGGGACAGUUCUUUCGGCCACAUUGCGAUGGUGCGUUCAGCGAGGAGGUUGAUGGGAAGGUCUUCAAGACCUUCUUCACCCUUCACCUGUACCUCAAUGACUCCGUGGCCGAAGCUGGGAAGAGCGCUGAAUUGGUCGGAGGGGCGACGUCUUUCCUCUCAGGUGACAGCGAGAGGCGGGUCGACGUGGACCCAAAGGCGGGGAGGGUGUUGAUCUUCCAGCAUCGUCGGCUGUUCCACUGCGGCGACGACGUCGUGAAGGGCACGAAAUACACGAUGAGGACUGAUAUCAUGUAUGAGCUGAUUAGGCGGAAGGAGACAGAGGAGAAAGAGGAGCAAGAGGAGAAGGCCACCGAAGAUGACUAG